AUGAACCCUUCGGACUCGGACCACGAACAGCAGGAGCAGCCUCGAGCUCCAUCCAUCGUCCUCGCCAAUACUCCCAUCACAGCGAACCAUCCCGCAGCACCACGACGAGAGCCCGAGGCAGUCGAACUGGGCCGGAAACGCAAGUUCGGAGAAUAUGACGACAGGGACGAGGGUGAGGGCGAGGACGAUGAUGGAGAUGGAGAUACGGAGACGAUUAGUUCCGAUGGCGAAGGCCCGACGUCCAUCAUCGCUCCCGGUGGUGUUAAUUCGCGCUCCUCCCAAUCGACGCCACCAUCCAAACGUCACCACCCCGACUCCGAUGGACAUGAUUCGUCUGAAGAAUUUCCCUCGAGUCAUAUCACCCAGGCCUCCAACUCUGAUGUCCGCGCCCUUCACGCUCAACAUUCUUCUGGGACUUCAUCCCCGUCCAAUGUUUCUCUCCUCCUCUCUUCCUCUACUGGCAGUGGCAAUGCGAAUCCCAUCGCAACUUCCGAGGCCCAAACCGUCCGUUCAACUACAACUAUCACCUCGGAAGGACAUCCUCCGUCUACGCUGCAGUAUUAUGGUGAUAUGUCGGCCAUCAGUGCUAUAGCUGUCGGUAAUGACGGCCCAUACUCUGACGCCGACAGGAGGGACAACACGAGUCCCAGUCCCAUCGAGGAGAUCACGACCGAAGGUGCGCGGGGCCUCAACCGUGACGAUGCCAGUACUAGUACUAGUCUUCCACGUCCGAGUCCCGGUUUCACAUCUACCUUCAAUGGCCGCCCAUGCCCAUCCAUCUUCAAUGGCCGUCCAUGCCCAUCAACUUCCAACGCCCUGCCGCCGACGUCAAACGGAAACGGAAACGGAAACGGGGGAAACGAUUUCUUCAUGAAUUUCGUCGCUAGCCAAAUGCGCGCGAAUCGUGCCGCGUCGGAGGCUGAGCAUGCUUUCUUGAGCUCAUUAUUUAAUCCGCACUCGCGUUCUGGUUCUGGUUCGAGCACGGGCACGGGCACGAACUUUUCUGCCGCAUUUGGGCAGCACGGCGUCAACGUCCACUCAUUCACCACUGCCAGUGUUCCGGUCGUCCCAGUCGUUUCUCGAUCCGUUCCUGUGGUGCAGGCACAGCCUUUCCUUGCAUUGACACCGCCCUCUCUUCCUCUUCCUCACACCUUCCCUCACACCUUCCCUCACACCCUCCCUCACACCCUCCCUCUCCAGACCCCACCUCAACCAGUCUACACUCUCGCGUACGGCCACGCCACACCGACACCGACACCCACCCUCCUUCCUACGACCACGAACAUUAACAACACUUCCCUGCGCAGCGUCCCUCCCCUGGCAUAUACAUUGCCGACGCGGGUCACCCGGACUCUAAAUCAGACCCAUCCAGGCGGCGCUCCAGGACUCCUAGGCUUUCACGCGCCGUCUUACGCCUAA
Messenger RNA from Stereum hirsutum FP-91666 SS1, 1419 nucleotides. RefSeq lists its product as uncharacterized. Lineage: Eukaryota; Fungi; Basidiomycota; Agaricomycetes; Russulales; Stereaceae. The record is from RefSeq and is a predicted model, not a curated record. The transcript has 4 exons. Bases 1 to 1419 code for a protein of 472 amino acids.